Molecule: messenger RNA, 2244 nt
Organism: Carica papaya (papaya)
Lineage: Eukaryota; Viridiplantae; Streptophyta; Magnoliopsida; Brassicales; Caricaceae
Gene: FRS9
Product: FAR1-related sequence 9
Biological process (GO): regulation of DNA-templated transcription
Molecular function (GO): zinc ion binding
Source: RefSeq, a predicted model, not a curated record
AUUAUAAUUUGUUAGAGUAAAUUUCAUCGGCUUACGAUCAAGACCGCCACAAAUUAACGUUACCCAGAUCCGCGGUUGAAGAGGGUGAGCUGCGAGUUGAACCAGUUGGUGAGUAGCGCGCUUGGAGAAUCUAUGGAGACUAACCGGAAAAUAUAUCUUUGAUUGUUUCAGAGAGUAGAGUUCUUCUGCGGCAUCAACUUUUCCUUUAAACCUCCUUAGCUUAAAUAAUCCUUAUCCUUUCCGUUUCUUCCAAGAUGAAACCUCAGUGGGAAAUUGUUGGAAGAUGAUAAACUAAUCCACCUGACAAUCCACUGUAUCUGACCGCGAAUUGUCUAAACCGGGGAUUCCAGUUGCUUUCUGGAGUUCCAUGAGUGCUAGUAGACAGAGGACCCUCGGAGGUGGGGGCCAGCAUGUAUUAGAUUAUCUGAAACGUAUGCAAGUUGAGAAUCCUUCUUUUUUCUAUGCAAUUCAGGGUGAUAGUGAGCACAAUGUGGGAAAUAUAUUUUGGGCAGAUGCAACAGCCAGGAUGAACUAUACUUAUUUUGGAGAUACUGUUAUUGACACAACAUAUAGGGCUAAUCAAUAUAGGCUUCCGUGAGCUGCUUUCACAGGCCAAAAUCAUCAUGGAUAUCCGGUGUUGCUAGGCUGUGCACUAAUUCUCAAUGAGUCCGAGUCGUUGUUCACAUGGGUUAUUUCAAAACUUGGGCUUCAUGCAAUGUCUGGACGCCAUCCUGUUUCUAUUACAACUGAACCCAACAGGCUUAUACAGGUGGCUGUUGCAGAAGUACUUCUUGAAACCCGCCUUCGUUUCAGUAAAUGGAUCAUUUUCAAAGAAACUCAAGAUAAACUGGCUAAGAUAUAUCAGUCCAAUCCUACAUUUGAAACUGAAUUUAAGAAGUGCAUCAAUGAGUCGGAAACAACUGAUGAAUUUAAGUCAUCCUGGGAAUCUCUAUUACAAAGGUAUUAUGUAAUGGAAAAUGAAUGGCUGCAGUCAAUGUACAAUGCUCGACAACACUGGGUCCCUGUUUACAUGCGCAACACUUUUUUUGGAGAGCUGUCUGCAAGUGAGGGAAUUGGAGCUUUAAACUCAUUCUUCGAAGCAUUCGUGAAUGCUUCGACCACCAUACAAAUGUUGAUUAAACAGUAUGAGAAAGCUGUUGCUUAUUGGCAUGAGAAGGAGUUAAAAGCAGAUUAUGACACAACCAACACCACCCCAGUUCUGAAGACGCCGUCCCCUAUGGAAAAACAAGCAGCUAGCCUGUAUACAAGGAGAGUAUUUAUGAAAUUCCAAGAGGAAUUGGUUGAGACCCUUGCAAACCCUGCGACUAAAAUCAAUGAUUCAGGAACAGUUAUGAUUUAUAGAGUAGCCAAAUUUGGUGAAGAUCAUAAGGCUCGUACUGUUAGUUUUAAUUCGUUUGAGAUGAAAGCUAACUGCAGCUGCCAAUUGUUUGAAUAUUCCGGAAUUAUUUGCAGGCAUAUAUUAGCAGUUUUUAGAGCAAAAAAUGUUCUUACGCUGCCUUCUCAAUAUGUUUUAAAACGAUGGACGCGAAAUGCAAAAAUUGGGAUUUUGUCAGAUGAACGUGCUUCUGAAUUGCCAAACAGUUCUCAAGAAUCUUUAACUGUUCGAUAUAACAAUCUGCGGCAAGAAGCAAUUAAAUAUGUGGAAGAAGGGGCAAAAUCUAUUCAUAUUUAUAAUGUGGCUAUGGAUGCUUUACAAGAGGCCGCUAAGAAGGUUGCUGCUGCCAAGAGCCAAGCUUCCGCAUCCAUAGAUGGUAAUGCACUAACUAAUGGAGACACUCAAGAGUUGUUGGAAGCUGAAGAUGCUAGAACUGCAACCUACCAAUCCAUGGAUGAAAAGGAAAGUAAAAUCCGUGAAUUAACUGCUGAACUGGAGAAUACAAAUCGGAGAUGUGCAGUCUAUCGGGAAAAUCUGCUAUCUGUUUUGAGAGACAUGGAGGAACAGAAGUUAAAACUGUCAGUGAAGGUUCAAAAUGCAAGGCUUAGUUUGAAAGAAUAACAACUCUGUAAUUUGAUAUCUUUGUUGUGGAAAUUGAUAUGUGAAAUUAUCUUUGCACUUGGUUUUCAUCAGUUUGCCAAGAGCUUCUUCUUCCAUUGUAGGCGAGGGAGGAUACAAGCUUAUGGCAAGUCUGUGGAUUCUUUUAGGAACAACUUUUGGCAGUCUGAACUACAGAAUCUACUAGGAAAUAUUGAGAUAGAUAAUGAAUGAGAAAGAUAUCAGAUCUA